Messenger RNA from Zophobas morio, 690 nucleotides. RefSeq lists its product as uncharacterized. Bases 1 to 690 code for a protein of 229 amino acids. The record is from RefSeq and is a predicted model, not a curated record. The transcript has 4 exons. NCBI's taxonomy places the organism in Eukaryota, Metazoa, Arthropoda, Insecta, Coleoptera, Tenebrionidae.
AUGGAAGCAAAGGAGAAAAUGAGGAAGGGAAAAAUGAAAAAAUCAGAAAUGGAGAAAAUCAGAAAGGAAGAAAGAGCGAUAGCGAGAGAGACAAAGGAAAAAAGAAAAACGAAAGAAAAAGAGAAAAACAGAAAGAGAGAGAGGAAGAAAUUCAGAAAAGGAGGAAAGGAAAAAGACGGAAGCAAAGGAGGAAGGAAAAAGGGACAAAGAGAGGAAGGGACUAAGGGAGAAAAAGAGAAAUGGAGAAUUAGUCAAAGAGAGAAAGAGAGAAAGGAAGAAAGAAAACAGAACGAAAGAGAGAAAGGAACAAAUACAGAAAAGGACAAAAAGGAGAUAGGAGAAAGAAAAAAACGGAGAAUAAGAGAAGGGAGAAAGAAAGAAAGAAUAAAAGACAGGAAAAGAGAACGUGAGAAAGGGAAGAAAGAAGAAAGUGAGAAUGGAGAGAAGGCUAGGGAGAAAAAAGAAAGCGGGAAAUGGAAAAACGGUCAAGGAAGAAAGAGAAAAUGGAGAAAGAGGGGAAGGGAGAAAAUGAAACAAAAAAAAUGGAGAAAAGGAGAAAGGAAGAAAGAGCGAAAGAGACAAAGGGAGAAAGAAAAACAAAAGAAAGAGAGAAACACAAAGAGAACGAACGAAGCAAAAGACAAUAUUAUAAAACUUAGAGGGAAAAAAACAGAAAGGAAGAAGGAAUGA